This is a messenger RNA of Acaromyces ingoldii, 2331 nucleotides long. Its product is annotated as Pkinase-domain-containing protein. Lineage: Eukaryota; Fungi; Basidiomycota; Exobasidiomycetes; Exobasidiales; Cryptobasidiaceae. The transcript is spliced from 2 exons. Bases 1 to 2331 code for a protein of 776 amino acids. Gene Ontology annotation, biological process: protein phosphorylation; intracellular signal transduction. The record is from RefSeq and is a predicted model, not a curated record. Gene Ontology annotation, molecular function: MAP kinase activity; ATP binding. Gene Ontology annotation, cellular component: nucleus; cytoplasm.
AUGGUCCUUACUCCUCCUCCGCCGCCCCCGCCGGCCCCGUCGCAGCAAUCUGUGCACAAGUCCAACGGUGUGGGUGCCUCUUCGUCAACAUCCUCUUCGGCCAUCAACGGCGCAUCAGAGUCGCACCAAGUCGGGCAACGGCAGGCAAUGCGGUCUCGCACACGUACACGUCAGGCAGGUCCCAGUGCUGCCCGACCGGGGAUGCCGCGCUACAGCAGCGAGGACCACCCGCUGAGUCCACAUAAGCUUGCUGAGCGCGGCUACCACACCUUCACCUGCCUUGGCGUCCCCUUCCACGUCCACAAGCGCUACACUUUUCUCCGCGAGUUGGGCAUUGGUGCUUACGGCUGCGUCGCCCUGGCCAGGGACGAGAUCCUGGGCUGCAAUGUUGCCAUCAAGAAGGUGACACGAGUCUUUGAGAAGGAUGUCCUCGCCAGGCGCGCACUCCGAGAGGUGGCCGUGCUGCGUCACAUUGGUCUUUGCGACAACGUCACCGCGCUCCUCGAUUUUGACACAGCCUUUAUCGACUUCAACGAGAUCUACCUCAUGCUCGAGGCCAGCGAGGCCGACCUGUCGCAGAUCAUUCGAUCCGGCCAGGCCCUCUCGGAUGCCCACUUGCAGUACUUCAUCGCCCAGAUUCUGCGGGGGACCCGGUAUAUGCACUCGGCAAACAUCAUCCACCGCGACCUCAAGCCAGGGAAUCUCCUGGUCAAUGCCGACUGCCAGCUCAAACUGUGCGACUUUGGUCUCGCUCGUGCGUUUGCAGACCGUCCCUCGGCUACUUCGCCAAUCUUGGCCAAUGUUUCCUCGUCACCUGGACAAGACAGUCCGAGGCAUUACGACUCGAUGCCUGAGUCGCCGGUCGGGCAGCAAGACCAGCAGCCCGACGCUCCACCCAUGCACCAACUCUCUGACCGACCCAGCCGGCUCAGAACGACGAAACUCGACUUUCCCGGUGGCCCACUGACCGAAUACGUGGCCACGCGAUGGUACCGUGCGCCAGAGAUCAUGCUCUGUUUCAAGCGCGGCUAUGGCUGCGAGAUUGACGUGUGGAGCGUGGGCUGCAUUCUCGCCGAGCUCCUCGCCGGCAAGCCCAUCUUUGCGGGCAAGGACUACGUGGACCAGAUUGCCCGCAUCAACAACGUCCUGGGCUCACCAAAGGACUCGACGAUCGCCAAGGUGGGCAGCGAGCGGGCCAAGACAUAUGUGCAAUCGCUGCCCAAGAUGCCCGCCGUGCCGCUGGCCAAGAUGUACCCCAAUGCGAAUCCAGAGGCAGUCGAUCUGCUCUCCAAGAUGCUCACCUGGGACCCCGAUGAGCGCAUCACGGCCGAUGAAGCACUUCGGCACCCAUGGCUCAAGCAGUAUCACCGGUCCAACGCCAACUGGACCCCACCGCCAUCCUUUUCCAGGUUUGCAGAGGUCGAGCUCAUCGACAGCAUCGGUGAUUUCCGUCUUGCCCUCGAGAGGGAGUCGGACGAGAUGCGGCUCGAGCUGGCCGCUCUCGAGGCCGAGGAGCGGCGAGAGUUGGAGGAGGAAGAAGCCCGCCGGAGGGCUGCCGGUUCCAACCAGGACGGAGGCGGCGAGGAGGAAGAGGAGGCAAACCACGCCACCAAUUAUUCUUCUUCGUCGGGGCACCAGUCGUCUUCGAGAGCACCAGGGCCUUCGUCAAGCCCUUCCAAUUCGCCCUAUGUUACACCCACCUCGCUGGCUACGAGCACCGACGGCUGUUCGCCAGCUUAUGAGACGGACCUGACAUCUGCGAGUGCGCCCCUGAGUGUCGCUGGCAGCUUCGCCUCCUCGUCGAGCAAGCCGCCUCAUCGCAAAGGGCCUCGUGCCGGCCUCGAGGCUCUCUCAGCAGCCAACAAGCUCCCCAACGGCAGUCAAGAACAGUCAAAGGCCCUGUAUGCUACCCUCGGCGUCAUGGCUGCCCCUGACCAGGUGGCCAACGACGAAGAGAUUCGCACCACCCGAUCCGGCUUUCGAAGGCGAGCGCUGAGCAACGCACCUUCGCGACCCGUUUCACUGCGCAAGGCAGGCAGCGCCACCGACUUGCGCUGUCUCGCCGCUAGUUCUCCUCCCUCUGCCGUGGCCUCGACACCCAAGGUUCGCCUCUCUGAUGUGAUCCGGCGGCCAAGCCUCCAACGAGAGGACUUUGACGGCGUCGUCGAUCAGACGUCGUCCCUCUUUGAGUGGCUCGACGUUGCGUCCUGGCACAAGUGGGCGAGCAAGCACUCUGGCGAUGAAGGCAGCGACCAGACCAUUGGCCGCCAUGGGGACAGCACCGCAGGCACCACGUCUGAAACCGAGGUGGGCGAGCCUCUCUGUAACUAG